Messenger RNA from Tachyglossus aculeatus (Australian echidna), 1337 nucleotides. RefSeq names its product neutrophil elastase-like. The transcript has 5 exons. The record is from RefSeq and is a predicted model, not a curated record. The coding region runs from base 1 to 840 and encodes 279 amino acids. Lineage: Eukaryota; Metazoa; Chordata; Mammalia; Monotremata; Tachyglossidae. Gene Ontology annotation, biological process: acute inflammatory response to antigenic stimulus; proteolysis. Gene Ontology annotation, molecular function: serine-type endopeptidase activity.
AUGCCCAUCCCAUCUCCCAGACCAGAUUUCGAUCUCCUUGAGGAUGAGGACAGUGCUUGUUCUUUAAAGUGGAUUUCAAACUCCAUCAAUCAAUCGAUCAGUGGUCUCACCCUGGGCUCGGAGAUCGUUGGGGGCCGCAACACUGUUCCCCACUCGCGCCCCUACAUCGCCUCCAUGCAGCGGAACCGCGGGGGCCACUUCUGUGGGGGGACUCUCAUCCACCAGCAAUUUGUGAUGACGGCCGCGCACUGCAUCAAUAGCAGGAACGCCAGGUUAGUUCGGGUGGUGCUGGGAGCCCACAACCUGAGGGCCCAAGAGUCCACCCGGCAGACAUUCUCUGUUGACCAGAUAUUUGAGAAUGGCUUCAGCCCACAGACCCUGCAGAAUGACAUCCUGUUGGUGAAGCUGAGCCGCCCAGCCACCCUGAAUGCCAACGUCCAGGUGGCCCAGCUCCCACAGCAGAACCAGAAUGUGGGCAGGGGGACCCAGUGCCUGGCCAUGGGCUGGGGCCAAAGGGGCAGUAAUGGCCCCCCAGCCUAUAUUCUUCAGGAGCUCAACGUCACCGUGGUAACCAACCAAUGCCGCCAGAGCAAUGUCUGCACCCUGGUGUCAGGACGUCAGGCAGGCAUUUGCUUCGGGGAUUCUGGAGGCCCGCUGGUGUGCAAUGGGAUAGUCCACGGUAUUGACUCAUUCAUCCGUGGUGGCUGCGCCUCCGGCAUCUGGCCCGACAGCUUUGCCCGUGUGGCCCAGUACCUCCAGUGGAUCAACUCUGUCCUGCGCAGGCACACGGAGAGCCAGAGGCCCCAGCUGCCCCAUCCCUCAGGCACUGAGCCCCUCUGAGGAUGCCAUCCUGCCCGAAGGCACCGGCUCCGUGGGGGGCGAUGGGGGUCUGUGCCUGACCAGAUUCUCAGCUGGGGGUAAAGCCAUUGUUCCCACCCCCGUGGCCGUCAAGGCUCCCACAAGACCCGAAAGCUUCCGAGUGGGACUGGAAAGAGCCGAUUGGGGUCUGCAUCUGACCUGUCAGCCUCUCUUGAGCUCUGUCCCGCUUGCCUCCCUCAUCCAGAAGCCUGGCCCCCUUUUUCUACCCUGCACUCAUAUUCCGAAGUUGCCAGCUUCCUAACACACCUACCCCCAACCGGACCCAGGAUUUAGAGACCUGCAGAUGCCAAACCUUUAUCGACUCCAACUUCUACCAGAACUUGAAACUCCAUCUAACUGUUCCCUGCACUCCCUCCCCCACUCAGCCUUGGUUCUCCAGAGCACCAGGAACAUCUAAGUCCAAACUCUCAGUCCAUCUCAUUUCCCUCCAUUUCCCUGCUGCCUUCAUGGACCCUGUC